This is a messenger RNA of Linderina pennispora, 2610 nucleotides long. RefSeq lists its product as uncharacterized. Lineage: Eukaryota; Fungi; Kickxellomycota; Kickxellomycetes; Kickxellales; Kickxellaceae. The record is from RefSeq and is a predicted model, not a curated record. Gene Ontology annotation, biological process: inositol phosphate biosynthetic process; inositol metabolic process. The coding region runs from base 19 to 2610 and encodes 863 amino acids. Gene Ontology annotation, molecular function: 5-diphosphoinositol pentakisphosphate 1-kinase activity; ATP binding; inositol hexakisphosphate kinase activity. The transcript is spliced from 2 exons. Gene Ontology annotation, cellular component: cytosol.
AUAAUCGGAAUCUGCGCGAUGGACAAUAAGGCGCGGUCAAAGCCGAUGGCAAAUAUCCUGAACCGGCUGAUCGCAACCGGGCACUAUGAGGUCAUUUUCUUCGGCGACAAGACGAUCCUGGACGAGGACGUGGAAAAAUGGCCGCUGUGCGAUUUCCUAAUAUCCUUCUUCUCCCGGGGCUUCCCGCUGGAAAAGGCGUUCCAGUACUUCCGGCUGCGCAAGCCAUUCUCGGUGAACUCGCUGAUCCGGCAGUUCCUAUUGUUCGACCGGCGCAUUGUGCUGGAGAUGCUGCACAGCAUCGGGGUGACGACGCCGCGCCAUCUGAUUGCCAGCCGCGACGGCGGGCCAGAUGUCCACCCGGCACUGAGACGCGUGGUCGAGCAAAAGAUGAACAUCCAGCUGGGCACGCUGGCGGGAUCCAGCGAUGUGGAAGAGAUUGACGAGGACACGCUGCGGGUGGGCGACCAGAUUAUCCGCAAGCCGUUUGUGGAGAAGCCGUGCGACGCCGAGGACCACAAUAUCUACAUCUAUUACUCGCGCGAGCAGGGCGGCGGGGUGCGCAGGCUGUUCCGUAAGAUCGGGAACAAGUCGAGCGAGUUCCACGCCGGGUACUUCCCCGUGCGCCGCGACGGCUCGUUCAUCUACGAGGAGUUUAUCGACGUGGACAACUCGGUUGACGUCAAGGUCUAUACGGUGGGCAAGGAGUAUGCGCAUGCCGAGACCCGCAAGUCGCCAGUCGUGGACGGCCAUGUCAGGCGCAACAACGAGGGCAAGGAGAUGCGGUUCGUGACGCCGCUUAGCGAGGAGGAGGAGGACAUCGCCCGGGCUGUCUCUGAGGCGUUCGGCCAGCGCGUGUGCGGAUUCGACCUGCUGCGCGCCAACGGCCAGUCGAUGGUGAUCGACGUCAACGGCUGGUCGUUUGUCAAGGGCAACGACCAGUACUACGACGACACUGCAAGCAUCCUCGACACACGCUUCCAGGAGGCCCUGCACCACCGCUGGGUGGCCCGCUUUGUCGACGCAGACAACGUCGGCAAGCAGACAUACGAGUCGCGCUGGGUACUAAAGGGUGUGUUCAAUGUGUGUCGCCAUGCCGAUCGCACGCCCAAGCAGAAGAUAAAGUACGUGCUGCGCAGUCUGCCGAUCAUGCAGCUGCUGGGCGAAUCCACCAGCGAGAUCAUGCUUCGGACCCCCGAAGCGCUGCGUGGCGCCUUGGAGGCGCUGCAGAAGGCAAGGGCGCUCGAUCCGGGCGUCGACGCACCCGGCGAUCUGGAGCACCUGGAGGACGUGCUGCAGAGAAAGAUCGACUUUCUGGGCACCAAGGUGCAGGUGAAGCCGCAGAAAAACAAGGAGACAAAGCAUGUGGACUGCGUGCAGUUUGUGCUGAAGUGGGGCGGCGAGUGCACCCAUGCAGGCAUCGUGCAGUCGCAGGACCUGGGCGAGAACAUGCGCAAGGACCUGCUGCUCAUCAACCGCCACCUUCUGGAUGACGUCAAGAUUUACUCCAGCACUGAGCGCCGUGUGCUGUCGACUGUAAACGCAUACUGCGCGGCGUUUCUGAAUGGAAAGCCGUUCAAGGAUCUGAUUACCGUGCGCGCAGACAUGCUCGACGACAGCACGGAGGCGAAGGACGAGAUGGAGAGAGCAAAGACGCAGAUCCGCGGCUUCUUCAACUUUGACGGGCCCCUGGCCGCCAACCCGUUCUGCACGCCCAACAUGCGCCUGCCCAAAGACAUGGGCAGCCAUCCCAGGGUGUUUGUCCGCGAGUUGUGCUCGCUGAUGUGCCGCCUGAUUGCGCGCAUGGAACGCAAUUUCCAGGACCUGGGCAAGGACGGGCUGAGGGAGCUGCAGGACGAGUGGUGCUGCGGCGAGACCCCCGAGCUGUUCCGCGAGAGGUGGAAGAAGAUCCUCAGCGACUUCCAGUUGGUCAACAAGGACGGCAGCGAAAUGUACGAUCCAGCCAAGGUCGGCGAACUCUACGACUCGCUCAAAUACGACGCGCUGCACAACCGCCGGUUCCUGGAGCGCAUCUUCAUCUACGAGCACUCGGCGCCGCCCGACUACCCGCCCGACCUGCUGUUCACGCAGCAGGACGUGCGUGCGCUCUACUACAAGGCCAAGCUGCUGUUUGAUUUUGUCACAAGGCGCGAGUACGGCAUUGAGCCGCCGCAGCGCAUGGCCAUCGGCGUCCAGGCGCUUGUGCCGCUGCUGCGCCAGCUGGCUGACGAUCUGACCGAUGUCAAGAACGGGAAGGACGCGCGCGUGCGGUUCUAUUUCACCAAGGAGUCGCACAUCCACACGCUGCUGAACCUGGUGUUUAUGUGCGACAUGCAGACCAUGAUCCCGUACGAGAAGGUCGAGGAGCUGGAUUAUCUGACCCACAUUAUCUUUGAGGUGUAUGAACGCAAGCCCGACGUGGACGCCGCGCUGGACCGCGAGUACUCGCUUCGCAUUGGGUUCAGCCCAGGCGCCAAUUGCUAUCACGUGCUCGACAUGAACAUUGACGCCACGCAUGCGCUCAAGGUUCUGCCGCGCCGCAACUUCACCUAUCAUAUUCCCCUCGACAAGGCCAUUGACAAGCUCCGGGGUCUUUUAAACGAGAUAGAAUGA